Molecule: messenger RNA, 3035 nt
Organism: Mizuhopecten yessoensis (Yesso scallop)
Lineage: Eukaryota; Metazoa; Mollusca; Bivalvia; Pectinida; Pectinidae
Product: kelch-like protein 41
Exons: 3
Coding region: 183-2027 (614 amino acids)
Molecular function (GO): protein binding
Source: RefSeq, a predicted model, not a curated record
CCUCGAAAUAUUAGCCGGUAACUGCCGGAUUCUCGUGAGAAUGUUUCUACACUUCUUGAAUCUAGUAGGAUUAUCUUAAAGAAAUACAUGGACGUACAAAGGGGGCGCGUGUGAUAUAAGCUGAAAAGGUACAUGUACAUUGCAUGUGCGUUUGAUUGACAUGGAUAUAGUAGGAUAAGAAAAUGGCGACGUCGUCACUGCGAGACCACCAGGAGAUACUCCUGAAGGGACUGUACCAGUUCUACCGCCAAGGGGAGUUAACUGACGUCACACUGGUUGCUGGAGACCGGAAGUUCCCAUGUAACAGAAAUGUCUUAGCUGCAACAAGUCCUUACUUCCGGGCCAUGUUUACAAGUCAAGUAAAGGAAUCAGAACAACAAAUCAUAACCAUGCAUGACGUCAUACCGGAAGUGAUAGAAGACAUCUUGGAUUACAUGUACUCGGGAGUGAUUGCGGUGACAGACGACAGCGUACAGAACCUGUAUAUUGCUGCCAAUCUUUUCCAGAUGAUUCCUCUCAUUGAUAUGUGCACCGAUCACAUGAUAAGGGAGAUAAGUCUGACCAACUGCCUGGAUCUAUAUAAUUUUAGCUCAUAUCACUACAACAAAAGAUUGAAGGCACUGUGUAGCACUUUCGUUACGGAAAACUUCACAGAUAUUUGUAAAAUGGAUCAUUUCUGUUCCAGUAUUGACGUGGAGUUUUUAGAAUUCCUGAUCUCGCGAGACGACAUAGAUAUCGAGCUCGAGGAAACGGUAUACGAAGCUGUGAUGCAGUGGGUCGAAUUCGACAUCGAGGCGAGAAAACAUCAUCUAGGUAGACUUUUUAAACAUAUCCGACUUCCGCUUUUAGAAAAGCAUUAUUAUUUGACGAACGUCGCCACGAAUCCUCUGCUGUCGUAUGAUACAUUCAGCAGGACAGUGUUAUCCUACUUCAACUCUUGUACAAUGGAUAAUAUUGACGGUAUCAACGUCAGAGACGUGGAAGACGAGGAAUACGAAUUUCAAAUAUCCGGUAAGCGAAGACUUGGAAUGUUUUCUAGAAAUUUGAUUGUUUUUAGCGGUGGAGCUUAUGGUCCAACGGAACGCUCCUUCACAGCGCACGAUCCAGAAACGCGCAAGAACUACGUUGGAAUAAAACCCCAUCCAACAUUUGAUUUCAAGUUCAAACUUGAUUACUCUCAGUUGAUAACCGUGCUAAGGAAAUAUAUUUAUUUUCUUGGGGGAAUAUUUUACGAAAACUAUCAUUUUGAGGACGCUGGUCCUGCACUGGAUACUGUGUAUCUAUACGACCAAAAGACGAGUUCGUGGGUUCCUCGUGCACACAUGCUAUUCCCAAGAUGUGCGUUCUCUGCCGCCGCUGAAGGGACCAAGAUUUACGUGACAGGGGGUAAACCUACCCUCCCAAAGGGAGAAACGUUCGAUAGCCUAGAGGUGUACGACACAGAAAUGAAUACAUGGGGCCUUCUAGAGCCAAUGCCGUUACGACUGUAUCACCACACGUCAACUACCCACGAUGGCGGACUCUUUGUAUUUGGUGGGCAAGAUGUCAUGGACGAAAUGUUAGAAUGUCUAUUUCGAUAUGACAUGAAGAGUGGACAUUGGGCAAUUGUGACCAGUUCAUUACCAAAACCUCGCGUGGAAGCCUCUUCUUUGGUCAUCGGCGAUAAAAUUUAUAUUAUAGGCGGCUCUCAUCAACACGAAAAUGCUCUUACUGUAGAUAUAUACGAUCCGGCGCUUAAUAAAUGGAAACGAGGAGCUGACUUUCCUGACGAGCGGAAAUUCACCGCCGUCACAACUAUUGAUGACGUCAUUUAUGUUUGUGGUGGCGUCCGAGUGUUUGGCCGACCCGGUAGACGCUCGAGGCAAGUGGAAACAAAGGACCUGUAUAAAUAUGACGUGGAAAAAGAUAGCUGGACAAAGCUAAUCAAGAUGGUCCAGUAUGCUAAUAUAAGUACGUGUACUGUUGCUGUGGUCAAUUAUAAAUACCUCACAGAGAGUGAAUUCAUAAGUACGACAGUAGAACAAUAAAAUGAAUCAACCUGAAUUUAGGGUUUGUUCAAUUUGCAUGCACAGAUAUGUGUUAUACUUUGCAUAAUAAAAUGCAUUUUUUGAUAUGUCACAUCGUUGGGUAAGAAUAUUUCAUGUAAGUAUCUCUGUUCCACUGUACAAGGUUCCACCAUUAUAUAGUAGCCUCUCCCCUUAACUUCCGUUUGAAUAUGAUAGUAGCACAGAUGGGCCAGGGCACUUCUAUUAAGCAGUUAGCUUAAUCGGUCAGUGCGAUGGUACCACAAUCUGAACUCCAGGGUUCGAACCCCGGUCAAGCUCCGCUGAAUUAUUUACUACACUCGGAAUACUUCGAUAUUUAUAUUGUAUAUAUUUGAUCUUUAUUGUUUUUUGUAAAAGUCCCGCAAGGUAUAGUUUUCUGUUCAGAAAUGAUCAAACAAAGCUAAAGGAAAAACCAUUCCCAGUAUUUCAUUACAGAUUUUGGCAGAUUUGAUUCCUAUAGUUACAGUAUUCUUAAUUGUGAAUAUGAAAUGCGGGCCAAUAUAUUGCACCAGGCGUUCAAUUUUAGCUCAACAGUUUUAGCGGUAACGAAAAGGAGUAAGGGGGAUAACUCCUGUAAUAUGCGAAUACCAAAGCAUAAAUGAUUUACUUAGUUUUAAAUGGUUUUUAAACAUACGAGGUUUACCGGGUGAGAAUUGUAAUGUACCAUGACGUCAUAAUGACGUUCAGGGUACAUGUAAAUCACUAGUGGGUAACCAAACAUGUGUAUCAACUCCUAGAAGGUUUAUCCAAUGAGCCGUGAGUGAGGAAACAUAGGUAUGAUUGAUUUACAUUUGCUAUACAAAGGAAUUAAUGUAGUGUUCAGUUCAAAAUUUCACACUUUUCAUUGAAAUUAUUGCCUUUGAUGAGAAUUGUUUGAAUUGAGAAUUGAGGGAAUAGUUUCUCACGAACACGAUUUGUAUAGCAUGCAUGUAAGAAGGGUACUCCUAUAACAUGAGAGGCCGCUCGUCGGCCUUUUUUCUAUCGGAUAUG